Messenger RNA from Zychaea mexicana, 516 nucleotides. RefSeq names its product protein tyrosine phosphatase type IVA 3. The transcript is spliced from 2 exons. The coding region runs from base 1 to 516 and encodes 171 amino acids. Lineage: Eukaryota; Fungi; Mucoromycota; Mucoromycetes; Mucorales; Lichtheimiaceae. Gene Ontology annotation, biological process: protein dephosphorylation. Gene Ontology annotation, cellular component: nucleus. Gene Ontology annotation, molecular function: protein tyrosine phosphatase activity. The record is from RefSeq and is a predicted model, not a curated record.
AUGGCAACACGCAACGGAUCAUCACCUCUUGGGCGCAUGCUCUCCGUCAUUGACUGCCCACACUCGUCUCUUCGCUUUUUAAUUCUUGAUUGUCCUACCGAAUCAACACUCGAUUUCUACAUGGAACAGUUCAAUCGACUCAAUGUCGCUGCAGUGGUACGAUGCUGCCAACCCACAUAUAAUGCGAAUCGUUUAAUGGAACGUGAUAUUCAAGUUAUUGAUCUUCCUUUCAAGGACGGUGGGCUGCCCCCGCCGGUCAUCGUGCGCGAGUGGUUAUCGCUCGUAGAAAAGACCAAAGAAAAAGACCCCACUCCAACCAUUGCAGUGCACUGUGUUGCUGGCCUUGGUCGAGCGCCCGUGCUUGUCGCGAUUGCCCUGAUUGAAAUGGGCAUGAAGCCGCUGGAUUCUAUCGAGCAUAUCCGAGCGAAGAGACGCGGGGCUUUUAACAAACCUCAGAUUGCAUACCUGGUAAGUUUCCAAGAAGGGGGGUUUCUUUCAUGCAUUUCGACGAGUUGA